Naegleria gruberi is the source of this 2631-nucleotide messenger RNA. RefSeq lists its product as uncharacterized. The record is from RefSeq and is a predicted model, not a curated record. The transcript has a single exon. Gene Ontology annotation, biological process: response to endoplasmic reticulum stress; positive regulation of ERAD pathway. The coding region runs from base 1 to 2631 and encodes 876 amino acids. NCBI's taxonomy places the organism in Eukaryota, Heterolobosea, Eutetramitea, Acrasida, Naegleriidae. Gene Ontology annotation, cellular component: endoplasmic reticulum.
AUGCCACAAUCAAAUUCGGAGGGAGAAUCAUCAGAUGACAAUAACAGCAGUUCCUUCAUCACCAUGAUGGAAGACAAUGAUAGAACUAUUAGUAGUAGUGCAGAUGAUGCAGUACAACCUUCUUCUUUCUCAACAAUUUCAUCCUCACCACCACCAAUAAUAAAUCAACAGCAAGGAACGAUGAAUCCAAUCUUAUUGGAUAGCAGCAACAACAACAAUAAUUUGUUGUCAUCUUUAUCAAAUAAUAAUAAUAAUAAUAAUAAUACAAUUCUUCAAACCAAUCAUUCUGAUUCUGAAGAAGAUUCCGAUUCCGAUAAUGGAAUAAUACCUAUUACAAGACUAGUCAAUAAUAAUAAUAUCAUUAAUAAUAUUCCUCCUCACCAACCAGUAAAUAAUAAUGGCAUGAAUAUUCAGACAAAUUCUGCAAAUAUACCACUCCCAACAGUCACUCAAAGACUUGGCAAUUUAUUGAAUAAUAGAAAUGAUCAAGAUGUGAGACGACAGGCACAAUCUAUAGCAUUGGAAAUUAUUAGAUUAUUAUUCACAAGCUCAAUCAAGGUUACCAUCUUUUUGGAAUAUUAUCUGCUGGCUAUUGGAUGUCUUUCUUUCAUAUUACUUGUUGCUUUACAUACCCUAUUUUGCAUACCACCAAAUAAUUAUCUAAAUGCUCAACAAAGAAUUGACUAUACAAGGAAUGUAAUUAUGAAUAGUACAGAAUCAAAUGCUUUACAAUUUAGCAAAAUGAUGAAAAUAUUUGCAUCGGAAAAGGCACAAAAUACUACAAAACACUUUACUGCCAUGUUCAGAUUGGGACUAUUUGGUCAGGAUUAUCAUGGAGUCAUUAAUACGACCAUCACUCAAAAUGAGACACUACCAAUUCAAAAUGCAACAUUAAUAAUGGCAGAAGCAGAUCCAAAUAAUCCUGUUGUUAGUGGCAAUUUAUUGAGUAGUAUAGAAAAUUCUACUGUUGCAACAAGUUUAAAUCAGAAUGAUACAAUCAUGACUGAAACAACAAGUUCAUAUCAAAACACAUCCACACUAUUGGAAAGUACUAGUAGUAAUUCAACAAGUGAAAAUGUUACACAAAAUAAUGGUGCUCUGGAAAAUUCUUCUGAGGAGAAAUCAAACGAAGAACAACAAGAGGAUGACGACAUUAUCGAUAAUCUCUUCCAAUACUAUGAACAAUCAACAUUUUACAAGAGCAUUAUCAAACCACUUAAUCAAUUUUUCGAUAAGAGAUUCUAUUCCAAGCCUAGAAUUAAUUGCCUACAAAAUACUAUUUUACAAAAGUACAGAGAUGAAAUCAUUAAUAGAUAUUACGAUUCAAAUGAUACAAUCUCACCAUUGGCAGCACAUUCCUACCUCUUGAGAACCUAUAUUGAAGGUCCAAUAGAUAAGAAAAUGAAAUCUUGGAGAAGGGAAUUGGAAGCAAAGAAUGAAUCAAUUCCAUUGAGAGAAUCUUAUGAAAGCUUUGAUACUAUAGAAUCUAUCAAAUAUUGGAUUGUGACAAUGUAUGAAACUUCAGGUGUUACAGAAGUUUUCAAUGAUACUAGAUUAUUUGUCUAUACAACAGAGAGGGGAUUAUUUUACAUUGCCAGAGAAUCAAAGCAAACAUUACAAGUACCAGUUUACACUAUCAAUUUAGAUUGGAAUGAACCAUGCUUUGAUGCUUUUGGAGGCAUUCUACCAUAUAUUCUUUCCUAUUUUAUUGGAUAUGACACUUUAAUGUUCAAUGCUUUUAUUCAGUACAAUCAUGAUUUUAAUCAUGCAUAUACUAUCAAUAGUGGCAUGAUCUACACCAAACAAUUCGAUGAAGUGUACUACCUGAAACAUUUUGAAUAUGAUGAUGAUUUUGUUACUAGGUUCUUUGUAAAGAUUUCUCCAUUGAUUCUCUAUGUGGUCAGCUUUGUGUUGAUUUACUAUCUAGUUAGAACAACCCAGAUGAAUAUUCUACAUCUCAUUAUUGAGUUGCAAGCACAUUUGAAUUCUGUGAAUCAAAUUUUGAGAUCAUUCUUAACUCACCUCUUCCAAAACAUCAUGUUUGUUCCAGUUUUAUUGGGUGUAAUUGGAUUUAUUGAUAACUUCUUUGGUGGUGAUCAAAAAAUCAGUUUAAUGGUUUUCUGUUUAAUUUGGCUUGCUCAAAUAUUCUUGAACAAUAUUUGUAGCAGUAGAUUCUCGAGAAGCGUUUUCCCUUGGAUUCUUCAUUUCCAUUGUGGAGUUUAUUUGACCUAUUACUUUAGAUAUCCAACAGGUUAUUCAUAUUUUGGAUUCUUUGUUUGUUUGGUUCUAGUUUCUGAAAUGAUGUUACACUUUUGGAAUAAUUAUGAAUAUCACCAUAUUAUGAAUUAUCAUCCUAUUUUGAGAGAUUUUCUUGGAAACAAUAGAGCUAAUGCUGACCCAAUGUUAUUCGAUAGAUUAUUACAACAAAAUGGAAUUCCAGUUCUUGGGCAACCACAGACAAGAGUACAAAACGUUCAACAAUUUGUUUUCAAUUUAUCUGACAUGCAAAAUCAGAGAACAACCAUUGAGCAACAAAUAGGACGAUUCAACAUUUCAAUUUCUUUGGCUCAAGAUCCAAACAACCAAGCUAAUGCGCCAGGUACAAACAAUACCACUACUGCAUCUCAAUAA